CUACCAGGCAGGAGGCUUUCGCUUCACCCAUGGCACGGUGGCCGCCAUGGCCAGGGAGGCCCUGCGUCCCCUGGGUAUCCGGACGCACCAGCUGGUCUGGUUCAGGGGGAGACAGAGGGAGAGAAAAAGAGGAAUGGGGAAAGAGAGCUGACCCAGCUGGCAGCACCUGGUAAGGGUCCCUUGCUCGGGGUUACGCGCGAUGGCCAACGGUGGACCCAGCAGGAGACUGGUGGGGAAGGCGGAAGAGCUACGACCUUGGAAGACAAUGGUUGCUUUGCAAGCAGAUGAUCUACCAAGAAGAGAGGUGGUGAUCUCUUUAAACUCACUAGGCAGAAGGCAAAGGCAAACCACUGCUGUAACCUGCCAAGUACAUGAUUUCCCAAUGUCAGUCUCAACAAAAGAUCAAAACAAUGACGUUAACGGAGCCACGAAUAUCAGUAGUGAAGUCACGUCCAGCAAUGGUGGGAAUGAGGCUACCAGGAUCAUCAAGCGAAAACCUCAUGUCAGGAUAGCUAAACUAGAAAAUGUGGUUAUGGAAAUGAAAAGACUGAAGAUAAACAUACUCAGACUAUGUUAAAUGAGAUGGACAGAGGGGGGAUGGCUCAAAAGGGAUGACAGAUACCAACUGAUCUAUUCAGGAGGAAGUGAACGUAAGCACGGAGUUGGAAUUUUGGUAGACAAGGAAACAGCGAGAACUAUCAAAGGCAGUAUAUCCAUUAACGAAAGAGUGAUGAUGAUUAAAAUCUCAGCUAAACCAUUUGACAUCAACGUCAUACAGGUCGAAAUGCCGACCACAGACUAUGACGAUGACGAAGUCAAUAUGGUCUACGGAGAAGUUGAAAAGCUAAUGAAAAAGACUAAAAACAACGAAGUAACUGUGAUUCUUGGUGAUUUUAAUGCCAAAGUUGGCAGCGUAAGAGAAGUUUUGACUGUAGGACCCUUCGGGCUUGGGGAAAGAAACAACCACCGAGAAAGACUGGUUGAAUUUGCAAAAACUAACAAACUAAUGAUUGCGAACACCGGGUACAGUCUGCCAAAAUGGAGACUGUACAUGUGGACCAGUCCUGAUGGUUCAGUAAAAAACCAAAUUGACUAUAUUUUAGUACCCAAUCGGUUCAGGAAUGGAGUGAAGCAGGUGAAAACGUACCCUCGUGCUGACUGUUAUACAGAUCACAACCCUGUGGUAUUGGACAUGAGUGUGCAUUUGAAGAUGAGAAAGGUCAAACCAUCAAAUAAGACAGACUUCGAUUUAUUCAUUACGAAUGAAGCAAAAAAGAUCGAAUAUUUUGGUCAAAAUGGAUAAUAGAUUUUCAGUCUUAGAUGACAACGGUAGCAACAUGGCAGUGGAGAACAUCUGGGAAGAGUUUAAAACAACAAUGACAGAAGUUGCAGAAAAGACCUUGGGUUAUCGGAAAAAGAGCAAAAGACAUAACCCUUGGUUCACCAAUGAGUAGAGAAAGUUAACUGAAGAAAGAAAAAAGGUAAAACAUCAGGAUAAUGAACGAUACAAAACCCUACACCACUUGAUUCAAAGAAAAUGCAAGGAAGCAAAAGAGAAUGAGAAUUGGAUGAAUGAACAGUGUGAAGAAAUUGAGCAGUGUGAAUGAAGCUAUGAUCAUAGAGGCCUUCACCAAAAAGUAAAGGAUAUGACAAAAUUAAAGAGGACCGUGCCAUCAACUGGGUGUAUCGAAGACAGUAGUGGUAAUCCAUGCUAUGAAAAAGAAGAGAACACGGACAGAUGGGUUGAGUAUAUCUCAGAAUUAUUUGAAGAUAGCAGGAUUGCUGAUUUACCACAAUUAAAUCAAAUGACUGAUCAACCUAAAAUAUUGAUGUCAGAGAUGGAAAGUGUGAUUUGGAGUCUAAAAGUCAGAAAGGUGGCCGGUGAAGACAAGAUUUCCACUGAAAUUCUUUAAUCACUUGGGUCGAAGGGAAAAACGAACCUUUUAGCGAUAUUAAACAACAGUUAUAUGACAGGAAAUCUUCUGGAGCAGCGGUCCCCAACCACCGGGCCGCAAAGCAUGUGCUACCGGGCCGCGAGGAAAUGAUAUGAUUUGGCGAUAGGAGUCAGCUGCACCUUUCCUCAUUCUCUGUCACGCCCACUGUUGAGCUUGAAAGCAAGCGAGGUCAUUAACAGCGCGUCAUCCAUGUCAGCGCGGUAAGGAGAUCCAACUCCUCGAGCUUGCAAAUGACGGCGGGCUGAAAAGUAUGUUUGACAUGACAUCUCUGCCGGCAUUCCAGAUCAAAGUCAAGGCUGACUAUCCUGAGAUAGCCACGAAAGCACUAAAAACGUUGCUUCAAUUUCCAACGUAUCUCUGCAAUGAAUGCAACGAAAACUAAAUUGCAGAAUAGACUGGACAUAAGGAACCCCGUUCGAGUAUUGCUGUCUCCAAUCACCCCUCGAUGGGACCGUCUUGCUGCAGGAAAACAAGCCCGGUGCUCCCAAUGAUUCAGCAAUACUGGUGUAUUGCAAUGAUUUUAUAUGUUCAUACGGGGAAAACAUGUGCUGUGUGUUUAAUAUCCAAAAGUUACUUAAAAUGUUAUGAUGCUAUUGACUUAUAUAACCAUAUAACAAUUACAGCACGGAAACAGGUGAUCUCGGCCCAUCUAGUCCGUGCCGAACGUUACUCUCACCUAGUCCCACCGACCUGCACUCAGCCCAUAACCCUCCAUUCCUUUCCUGUCCAUAUACCUAUCCAAUUUUUCAUUAAAUGAUAAUAUCGAACCUGCCUCUACCACUUCUGCAGGAAGUUCGUUCAACACUUACUUCAAGCUCCCCUGUCCUCCCAUGAUAAUUGACUUAUCACUAUAUUCAUGCGAGAAAAACAUGCGCUGUGUGUUUAAUAUUAAAUUCGUUAGAUAAACCCUUUUAGAAACGAAAUCGAGUGUAUUAGCCACUUAUCAUUAUAUUCCGGUCGUGAUUAACACCCCGCCCCCCCCGAAAAGAAUCGCCAAAAGCGAUUUGCAGAAUAAAAAUCGGCACAUACACACUUGCGCAAGCCAUGCAU
Molecule: messenger RNA, 3005 nt
Organism: Mobula hypostoma (lesser devil ray)
Lineage: Eukaryota; Metazoa; Chordata; Chondrichthyes; Myliobatiformes; Myliobatidae
Product: craniofacial development protein 2-like
Exons: 2
Coding region: 578-1303 (241 amino acids)
Biological process (GO): chromatin remodeling
Cellular component (GO): nucleus
Molecular function (GO): catalytic activity
Source: RefSeq, a predicted model, not a curated record